Carassius auratus (goldfish) is the source of this 2766-nucleotide messenger RNA. RefSeq lists its product as uncharacterized. The coding region runs from base 1 to 2766 and encodes 921 amino acids. NCBI's taxonomy places the organism in Eukaryota, Metazoa, Chordata, Actinopteri, Cypriniformes, Cyprinidae. The transcript is spliced from 4 exons. The record is from RefSeq and is a predicted model, not a curated record. Gene Ontology annotation, biological process: protein deubiquitination. Gene Ontology annotation, molecular function: cysteine-type deubiquitinase activity.
AUGGCCGACUGCUCCGGCAGUUGUAAUCCUGGCCCCACCCAGCAGGUUCCACCCCGUCCUGCAAAAACAAACGGGAAAGAGGCUGCAACGCUUCCUCUCAAAAUAAGUCAAGCCAAGAAAGCAGUGCUAAAAGGUUCUUUUAAUCAAGCUGAUGCCCGCUUUGGUGAUUCCAGUUUUCCAUCCACGUCUGGUAAAGCCCUUUACAGUGAAGUAUUAAAACGCUCACCCAAGGUCUGUGAAUCCGUAAAGACUGAGGUAAGGCCAUCUGAUUUUCAAGUAGACUCUGGCAAACCCCGGCAACCCCAGAUGAAGCACCCCAUGAAAACCCAAAAAUCCAUGCUAAGAGGGUCUUUUGAUCAAGCUGAUGCCCGCUUUGGAGAUUCACGCAACAGGCAGUGUGGCGCCAUCGGUCUCACGGCAGUGUUGAAAAGCAAGCUGAAGAAUGUGCUGACGUGGACUACACAAGAUCUGGACGGUGUCUUGGUUGAAGGAACACGUCUUUACGAGUCUCUAAGAAAACAUGGUAACAUAAAAGAUAGAGAAGUCAAGGGUAGGAAUUACAUUGCAGUCCAUGAAUUACCGAGGAGACACAUGUUGGGUAAUACUACAUUUUCCAUCGAGUACGCUCCGUCUCUGACUGGUUUUGUUAAUGUCAAUGAGUACCACGAGUAUGACCAAGCCAUAAGCGCUGUAGCCAUGCCACUUGAUGUAGCCCUUCAGCAAACUCUACUGAGUGCUGAUGCUUUCUUGUUAACCAUUUGUGCCAACACAUCUGCAGUUAUUAAGCAGGGGUCAUGGUAUGCAGUCGUUGACUCUCAUGCCAUCAGGACAGACACAAGUUGUGUAGUCUAUCACCGUACCAUAGAGUCUCUGUACGACUAUAUCAAUGACAUGGCACAGUUGUUUGGGGUACCUGAGCCACCAUUUGAGAUAACUGGAGUUUUGGUUCAUGCAGAUGCAGAAGUGUCUGAUCCGCUGCAAGAAGCAGGCAGCAGCGGUUUCCCAUGCUCUUCCGGUAAAGCCCUCUACAGUGAUGUCUUAAAACGCAUACCAAAGGUACGUGAAUCUGUGAAGACUGAGCCAAAGACCCCUGAUUAUCCAGUACCUGUGGAUGAAGUUGCAGAUGUGAGAAACCCUAACCUUCCAACACAGACAGCCUCUAAUGUGUUGCCAAGUAAAGGUAAAAGAUUGAGGAAAGAAAAGCACAUUGAGCUGUCAGGUAAACGGGUUACAAAAUCCCACGCUGAAACUGUUAUAACCGAUGAUUUGAUGAUCACUGAUGUUUCAGUUCCAGAUGUCUUUUUUUCUCCCUUAACACAUAAUGAGAAGCAAGUUUUAUGUGAGCUCAUACAAAUGUCCAAUGAUAACAGUGACCAUAAUGUCAUAAACUUUGGUCCCAUUUCAGCUCCGUGUCAGACAAAGGCCAUUAAACCAGAUGGCAACUGUUUUUUCAGAUCGUUGGCACAUGCGAUAUGUGGAAGCGAAGAGAAACACUUGAAGGUUCGCCGUGCAGUUGUGAAACAUCUGAAGAUGAAUACUCCACUGUUUGAGAGGUAUGUGAGAAGUGAGUAUUCUUCAGCAGAGGAUUAUCUGACACGAUCUAGAAUGUUUUAUUCUGGCUCAUGGGUAACAGAAAUUGACAUAUUUGUUGCGGCCGAUCUUUUCAAAACCACCAUAAUGACUUUUAAUGACAGCCGAUGGAAUGCGCACAAACCUACUGGAGAGGUAUCCACUCAGAAUGCAAUUUAUCUGAAACACUGUAACCGUAAUCAUUAUGAAGUUGUGACAUGUGUUAAGCACCGAGAUCGAGAUGCUGUUUGUGCAGGAGCAUGUGGAAAUGCGGUGUCAAAUGAGGUCAGCAAACCAUGUCUGCGUAAGAGAAAGGUAAGCGAUGUCGCAGAAUGUUGUCCCUCCAAAAGGCAUCGGGAGAGAUAUCGCAACGACAGUGAGUACAGAAAAAAACAACUGAAGUACAAGAAGUCAAAAUAUGGUAACGACCCUGAUUACAGACAAAACAUAAUUGAGCAUGCCAAAACAAAAUAUUGUGAUGACACCGUUUACAGGGGCGAAAAAAUGGAGUAUGAUAAAGAAAAAUAUAUGAGGGAUAGAUAUUACAGAGAGAAAAAAAGAGAAAUUCUUCGUGAUAAAUAUCUAAAAAAUGUUGAUGUUCGUUUAUCAAAGUGUCAACGUUCUAAGGCCAAGUAUUUGACCAAUAUUCAGUUCCAAAAACGUGUUUGCCAGUAUUCUAGAUUGAAAUAUAAAUAUAAUGUCUCUUUUCAGGCAAGUGUAUGUGAGUACUCAAAGAAAAAAUAUCUGCAAGACCUGGCCUUCAAAGCAAGAGCGCGUGAGUAUUCAAAGAAAAAAUAUCUGCAAGACCUGGCCUUCAAAGCAAGAGCGCGUGAGUAUUCAAAGAAAAAAUAUCUGCAAGACCUGGCCUUCAAAGCAAGAGCGUGUGAGUAUUCAAAGAAAAAAUAUCUGCAAGACCUGGCCUUCAAAGCAAGAGUGCGUGAGUAUUCAAAGAAAAAAUAUCUGCAAGACCUGGCCUUCAAAGCAAGAGUGCGUGAGUAUUCAAAGAAAAAAUAUCUGCAAAACCUAGCCUUCAAAGCAAGAGUGCGUGAGUAUUCUGUGAUGAAAUACCAUAAAGAAAUGAACUUCCACAAGAAAUUAGUAGUGGUCCAGAGUUUGUGUGCUCUGUCUGUCACCGUUUACUUUUCAGAAAGCAGGUUGUUGAAUGUAGAAGACAAUGCUAUGAAGACAAAGGUGUAA